AAGUAUACCCAAAAAAACCCAGCUCCCUCUAGGCUUCACCAUUCCUGUCUCACACAAAGCAAGCUCUGCCGGAGUGACCGAACAACUACCUCCGCUGCUCGCCGUCGCUACAAGGGUUAGCUGAUUGUUUUGGUUUCUUCUCUCAAAUUGGAUACAACUCACCUUUGAUUCACGUUGGUGUUGACUUCAUUGAAGUCUUCUCCGUUUACGGUAGGUGUCUAUGGCGGCAGAUUCAAGAAAACGCACAUUGGAGGCUUUGGAGAGAAGAAUUGCUGUUGCCAAAAAUGAUCUUCUCUUAAAAGAAAAGAAGAGCAAAAAAGAUAUAAAGGAUGAUGGGAAACCAACCAUUCCCGCAGUUUCUAUUUCUAAUGGUUCUUCCUUACAUUGUCCAUCAUCAGAUGCAAACAAGAAAGGGAAUAUCAGUUUUUAUGGUCAUGCCACUUCGCAAGACAUUGAAGAUGGUCCUGCAUAUGAUCAACUUUCUCUACCUAUAAAUGAAAAUCUGCUGACAACCAAUGAAGAGUUUUCUGCUGAAAGAGGAGGUUCAAUUAUUGGAAUGUUGCACGAGCUUCUUCAGAAGGGAGAUGCAGCCCCAAAGUACAUGCAAGGAUCUAAAAACAUGAAAAUUGACAACUGGAUCCUUCUUGAUAAUUUUGUACAAGGGCGUACAGUUUCUUCUGGUUCUCAAACAAGGGCUUUGCGAAUCCAUUCAAAACGCUCUAAGAAACACAUGUCCAUGAAACAACACAAAAAGUAUGGAUCAUUGGAUCUUCCGCAAGAAUUCCAUAAGUUUGAUAUCUUCAAGCCAAUGCAUGAAAUGUGGAAAGACUAUAUAAUGCAGCUUCUUAAAUCCACCGGGAAAAAUCAAUUGGCUCAAUGUCUCCUUGUUGCAGAUCUACAUGGUGCUAAUAUUUUAGUUGUGGAGUGUAAAAUCAAACAUUUGACUGGAACUUGUGGCAUCAUGAUUCGUGAAACUUCUGAAGCAUUUGGGAUAAUUACCGAAGAUAAUAAAUUUCGAGUUGUUCCCAAAACGGUUUCUGUAUUUUAUUCCAAGCUGAUUGCUGGAAAGUCACUAUGCACGGAGAUAAACUCAGUUCAAGAAAGGUCGGAUUAUGAUAUUAGUGAUGAUCCUUCAAUUGUUAAGUAACAUCUUCAUCCUUUGUAAGUUCUUUUGUAUAAGGUAGUCUAAAAUUUCCAUUUGCAUGCAUGUAUCUGUAAUCAGUCAUCAGAGAAACAAUAAGUGGAUGGAAAGGGGACUGUUGUAACUCUUUAACCACACGUUGAAAAGAUAAAUAAAAUGCCGUGCCAAUAGAAGCAGUUUUUCUA
Molecule: messenger RNA, 1326 nt
Organism: Lotus japonicus
Lineage: Eukaryota; Viridiplantae; Streptophyta; Magnoliopsida; Fabales; Fabaceae
Product: ribonuclease MRP protein subunit POP4
Biological process (GO): rRNA processing; tRNA 5'-leader removal
Cellular component (GO): ribonuclease MRP complex; ribonuclease P complex
Molecular function (GO): ribonuclease P RNA binding
Source: RefSeq, a predicted model, not a curated record